Molecule: messenger RNA, 1503 nt
Organism: Caenorhabditis remanei
Lineage: Eukaryota; Metazoa; Nematoda; Chromadorea; Rhabditida; Rhabditidae
Exons: 8
Coding region: 1-1503 (500 amino acids)
Biological process (GO): transmembrane transport
Cellular component (GO): lysosomal membrane
Molecular function (GO): transmembrane transporter activity
Source: RefSeq, a predicted model, not a curated record
AUGGCAGUUUCUACUGCCCCCAUUGAGAAGUAUCAAAUUCCGUCAAUAUCGAUGAAUGAUUUGAAAAUAGCUGAUGAAUCGUCGAAAGAAGAUGUAAACGAAAGCGAGCAGGAGUCGGAGAUAGAAACAGAUCGAAAAGGAAUAAUGAUUGCUUCCCUUGUUAUGUUUAUUGCUGCAAUCGAGAAUACAGUUGUUGGAAUGAGUGAAUGGCCUUAUAUGAAUGAGAUCGACAAAGAAGCAGAUGCUCAAUUUUUUGGAAACGCCACCGCUGCUUCCAAACUUUUCCACGCCGUAUCAGCUCUUAUAUUCGCCGUUUGGUGCCAUAGGCGACAAUCAUUUCGUGUUCCACUAGUCGCUGGUCGACUUAUCGCUUUCGGAGCAUGUCUUCUUUAUCUAGCAGUCGAAAUGUUCGAUGGAGGACGGAGAUAUGUAAUGGCACUGUGUUAUGUGCUAUUUGGAGUUGCUUCUAGCAGUUCGACGAUUCUUCGUGCCUAUGUGGCUGCAAUUUCUUGUCAUAGAGACCGCCCACAGGCAUAUUCUGGUCUCAAUGCAGCUACUAUGAUCUCAAUUAUUGUUGGUCCCAUGAUCCAAGCGGCAUUCUCAUCCAUUCACUACCCCGGCUACGAAAUAUUUCCAAAUGUGAAGUUCCACAUAUAUUCUGCUCCAGUUUGGGUCGCAGCAUCGACCAACUUCAUCUCCAUCAUCAUCAUUUGUACUAUUCUCAAAGAGUUGCCGCGCCGCGCGCAGUCAGAAAUGAAAAAGAAUCAGUCUCUUAUGACAUUUGCUGGUGUUAAAUCACGUAUCGAAAGAAUAUCUCAAAUGAAUCUCAACUGGCGUAUCGUCGUGUUGUGCUGGAUUGAAAAGAUGAAUGCCACACUUUCUAUUGUCACACUGACUACACUGACAUCAGUAAUAUUUAUGACUAAUUAUGGAUGGAGUGGAUCUCACACUGUGCUUGCAAUGUCUGUUACAAUGGGUGCUGUUGGAAUCUUGGCAGUUUUAAUUACGAGUCUCUACUUUUUCUGUCAUCUUGGAAAUUAUAUUCAACAACGUUUUGCCUUCCUCGUCGGUCUAAUCAUCUUCAUGUCAAUGUACUUGUUCACAUAUCCAUGGAAAUCAGUCAGUAAUCCAGUUCCUGCUUACAAUUCUACAUUAGAUUUGGGAUGUAAUUCGAAUGUUUAUGAUUGGUGUGAGACAUCAUAUGCUCCCGCUGCUCCUUUGUUACUUAUUGUUAUCGCUGUUGUCAUGGGAAUUGGAAUUCCAUUGUCUUCUGUUGCUUUGGAUGCUAUUUAUUCGAAAACACUUGGACCAAUCAACCAAAGUGUUAUGCAAGGAGCCAUGAUUGUUGCUGAAGAUGUUAUUCUUAUUUUGGGACCCAUUUACUCUUCGGGAGUUUAUACUCAUUUCGGUUUGGAAACUCUUUGGACCUGGAAUGGAAUCAUCGUGGCAUUUGGAUCACUUCUGUGGAUUGGUCAUUUGCGAAAACUUGCCGACUAUUCUUGA